GAGAGGGAUUUUGAUGACUUGAAUAACUCUUGCUUGUUGUCUCUGUUUCUUUUUCUUCUCAAGCCGGCCAUAAACCAGAACCAAACUCUGUUUCACACACAUCCCCUCUCCGUCUCUCCUUCAAUCUGUACUCUUCUGUAAUCUUCAAUUCUCAGUCAUUAAUUCAAGCACACAACGAUAGACAUUAGUGUUGCGUUUUCCGUAUUACACAAAUUGACGAACACCCGGUAAAAUUCAAUCUUCGGUUGCACUUCACUCGUUAUUUUUCGAUUUUCUGAAGGUGGUCCGAUCUGAAUUUGCGUUUAAAUUCUUGGGUUUGAUUUAGAAUUUCGCUUAGAUUGGUGGGUUUUCGUUGAAGAUUUGGUUUUCUUCUGGGUUGAAUCCAAAUGGUCUGUUUCCAUAGCUCAAUUUCGGUUGACCAACACAUCGUCAUGGCCAAAUCUGUGAACUCAACCGACCCGUGUUCCAAAUUGAGGCAAAUUAAUCAAGUGCACAAGAAUAAGAAGACAUCCAACUCGCCAAAUCAUCUUAGUAUUCCUUCUUGCCGACAAUCUCGAUCGGCUGUGAUCGAUGUGAUAAUCUUCAUCGCUGUUAUUGGUGCUUGUGGGUUUCUAUUAUAUCCAUCUAUGAAGCUUGUGUUGUUCGAAACUGUAGAAAUUGUUGAAGUAAUUGUUUAUGUGGUGAAAGAUGAGAUUUUCCAGGCUCCGAUGAUUUAUGGGUGUUUAGGACUUAGCAUUUUCUGUGCUGUGGUUGCUGUUUUUGCAGUCACAGUGUGUACAACUGGGAAAUGUGGGAAAUCGGGUUGUCGUGGGCUUCAAAAGGCGGCUGAAUUCGAUAUACAAUUGGAGACAGAGGAAUGUGUGAAAAGUAAUCCAAAUACCCUGGCAAGAGAUGGUUUAAAGAAGGGUUUAUUCGAAUUGCCUCGCGAUUACCAUCGAGAAUUGGAAGCUGAGCUUAAGAAGUUGGCACCACCUAAUGGAAGAGCUGUUCUUAUUUUUCGAGCAAGAUGUGGUUGUUCUGUUGGCAGAAUGGAAGUUCCAGGUCCAAAGAAGCUUCGAAAGGUGAAGAAGUAG
This is a messenger RNA of Ilex paraguariensis (yerba mate), 1073 nucleotides long. The record is from the annotation of a GenBank genome assembly. NCBI's taxonomy places the organism in Eukaryota, Viridiplantae, Streptophyta, Magnoliopsida, Aquifoliales, Aquifoliaceae.